AAUGCGUGUUAUGUAUAAUUCUCAUAUAUUAUGUAAAAUGAGCCCAUACGCAGGACCAGAAAUAAGUGUACAGUAUUUUUACCCAUCGAAAGUGGUAGCACUGCGCAGGGCGUAGAUUCUCGCCUCAGCGUUUAUCCAGAUCGUCGCCUCUGUAUCAGACGUCAGUGUCUAUGCUCGACAUGCUCGGGAUUGGUAUGCGCGUUCAAUGCAUUUGGUUCGGUGAUAAUAGAAUGUCUAUGAGAAAAACGCGCGGCACGAAUGCAUAGUAGGUACGAUCAUUUAAAGCACGAGGCUAGACACACGGACACGACGCACUUCAUUGGUGCAAUCGUUUUUGUCAGAUCGACGGUUGUAGAACCUAAUUCGCCGUCAUAAUCUACCACACGCUGUGUGUCUUGUGUAUGCUGUGUUUGAGCAUUGUGCAACGUUUUUGUCAGAUCGACGGUUGUAGAACGUUAUUCGCUGUCAUAAUCUACCACACAUCGUAUGUCUUGUGUAUGCUAUCGAUGGAUGUCAAAGGUUAUUCGUCGUCCUCAUCUACCACACAUUUUGUUUCUUGUGUAUGCUCUAAAUGCGUUUGGGCAUUGCACAACAUUUUUGUCAGAUCGACGGUUGUAGAACGUAAUUUGCUGUCAAAAUCUACCACACGUUGUGCGUCUUGUGUAUGCCUCAUUGGCGCUAUAGUUUUUGUCAGAUCGAUGGUUGUAGAACUUUAUUCGCCGUCAUAAUCUACCGCACGCUGUGUGUCUUGUGUAUGCUGUGUUAGUGCAUUGUGCAUUCCUUUUUGUCAGAUCAUUGGUCGUUAACAGACACAUUGUGUUUCUGGUGUAUUACUUGAGUAGUGACUGACGUGCACAGCACUGUUGUGUCUGCCUGUCCUUUCCUGCCGGUUGUUUGUAAGCUGUUUGUGGUUGGGCGCAUGUGCACGGACGUCGGCAACAAGUAACAACUACCGAUUACAUAAUCGACUGUCGUAUAUAUUAUUUAAUAUAUAUGCCUGUUCACUUAUCAACUAUCGAGUCAUCAUCUACUUCCAACCCUUCCGAGUCCGGAUUAUAAAGGUCAGACAUAAUAACUACCUUUUUUUAUUUGUUUUUGGCAAAUGCAAUUGUCGUAAUCAGUGUGGUAUUGAAUAAUAUUUGGGUAAUAUUUUAAGUAACUCCUAUGUUUUAAAAGUAUUUGAGUAUCUAUUACUCAAUUGAAGUAACCUUGAUAUACAAAACAAAAUUCUUCUUACAUAGUUCUGAAAUAAUUUUUAUUACAUUUUAAAAUCAUGAUUAAAUUAUGAAAAACAAAUUUUUUUCAAAAAUUAAAACACAGAAUGUGCAAAAUCACAACAUGCUUCUUUCACUUCUUGUAACUUCAAAAAAUCAGCAGCCGGUAUUAAAACCUUGGGAAAUAAACAAUUUAAAUGAUUUUGUUAAAUAUAAUAAAAGCAAACGUUAUCUAUUGCUGUAUUAUUACUUGAAUGUUUUUUUCAGUGAUAAAUUAAAUCUAUCAAUAGUUUUAAACUGGUUGAUUAUACCUCUCUUAUAUUAAUAAGAGAUUUAUUCUUCUUCUUCUUCUGCAUCUUCUUGCCUAGAUUUUUAAAGUUUCAGGGGUAUCAGUCCCUGCAGUUCCUUGACCAUCAAAUAUGAUUGUCAAAGUCUGAAAUGAGAUAUCAGUUUUAUUUAUAUUUAGGCAGGUACUAGUAGAGGCAUUAAUGAGUAAUUAUGCAUUCUUAAUUAUAUGAACAACACAAUAUAAUUUUUAUUUUUACAUAUUUUUACCAUUUCCCAAAAGACAGGAUAAUCAUGUUUGUGGGAUCUAUAAGUGUCUCCACCAUAAAUUUAUUUCCAUGACAAAAAUAAUAUAUGUAUAGGUACUUUAAAA
This is a messenger RNA of Acyrthosiphon pisum (pea aphid), 1872 nucleotides long. RefSeq lists its product as uncharacterized. The transcript is spliced from 7 exons. The record is from RefSeq and is a predicted model, not a curated record. Lineage: Eukaryota; Metazoa; Arthropoda; Insecta; Hemiptera; Aphididae. Bases 402 to 728 code for a protein of 108 amino acids.